This is a messenger RNA of Rattus norvegicus (Norway rat), 9043 nucleotides long. Lineage: Eukaryota; Metazoa; Chordata; Mammalia; Rodentia; Muridae. The record is from RefSeq and is a predicted model, not a curated record.
UCUGUCCUGAAACUUGCUCUGUAGAUCAGGCUGGCCUUGAACUCACAGAGAUCUGCCUGCCUCUGCCUCCUGAGUGCUGGGAUUAUAGGGGUGCACCACCACCACCCCGCUAAGUGUUCCCCUUAAGUAAACUUUCAGCUCAGCAUGUUUUAGUCUCCCGGAAUGACUCUUGUGAGAAUAGCAGACGAUCAGGGAGGCUCUCUCCCCUGCAAGAAUUUUGCUUACAGUGUUGGAAAACUCGUGGACUCCCUGAAUUCCUUAGUCCAAGACAGACUGAAUUAUCUUUCUGGAAUCUGCAGGCCUUGGGAAGACAGUGUCCAACGUGUGGAGGGCCAGGCCACGCCCACUUCAGUGGGCCAUUCCAGGACAUUUUUCUUGGGAAGCCCUCUCUCCCCCUCUCUGCCUUGGUGGUUUCUUUCUGGGCAAUUCUUUCUCCCAGGUUGGAAGUCAGUGCUAAGUUAUCAUAGCCAGGUUUCAUAUCCAAGGCAAUGAUUCCUUGCCCCAAACUCGUUUCUUCUGUUUCUUGGAAAUUACUGCUGAGUCCUCCUCAGUCCCUAAACCUGGCUCAGUUUGUGCUGUAAGCUGGGCAGAGCCUCAGGACGAAGGGGACAGCAGCAGAUAUACAGACAGCGGCCUCUGAGAUGAGAUGACUGGUAAAUCCCUGCCUCUCUUCAGCUGAAGGACCUGUGAAGGCGAACACGAGAGGACGGGAAUUCUGCCAGAGCCCUCCCGAGGACCUGAUGCAGCUUAGGACAGACAGUAAAUGCCCAGCCAACCUCCGAAGGAUGAAAAGAAGAUCCAACAGACAACAAAUAUCCACGGACAAACCCAGAGAAAGCUAGCCCUGGCUGGAGCCGACGUUGGGAGCUGGAGAACAGAGAAAAGGAAGCACCAUCAGAACAAGGUGGGGGAUGAGGAGAGAAGCAACCAUUGAGUACCUACUGUGUGCCACCACUGCCCCGCACAGGCAUUCACUGCUGUGCUUUAUCCUACCUCUGUCCUGGCAGGGAGAGCUUUUUACCACAUUCAGCAUCAUCUAGGAUAUGGAGAGAGGUUAGGCAACUCUCCCAGGGCACCUAUCUGGCCUAGGUCAAGCUGAAGCGUCACCCGGGUCGUCACCCGGGAUCAUCACCUGGGUCCUUCCGACCCUGGAACCUGUACUUUGCUCACAGCAUGUGGGUUGUGGCAGAGCUUUGAAGGAUGAGAGCAGUUUUCAGAGAGAAGAUUUAGAGCCCAGACGGGUAGAAAGGACUGAGGGUUCCCAGGAAGGAUGGGGCUGGCUCUCUUGUUCCAAGAGCUUCCAUAAACUGUCUGGCCAGGAAGUCAGAGAAACUCCACCAUGGUCAGACAGCUGUGCAGGAAGACAAUGGAGGCCCAGAGCAGCAUUAGGGUCUCUUCAGCAAGGCCCUGCAGCACAAUCUACACAGAGGCAGGCUUUCCAAAGGGAUGGGAUUUUAUUUUCGUUCUUUCUUUCUUUUUCUUUUUUAAAAAUGUUUAUUCUUUAAUCCUUUUUUACAGUCCAGACUUCAUCCCCCUCCCCGUUUGCCUCCCUGACUACCCCCCAUCCCAUGCCUUCUCCUCCACCCCACUCCCCCACCUCAUCUCUAAGAGGAUAUCCCCACUCACCCCCACGCCCACCCCACCAGGCCUCUCCACUUCCUGGGGUCUCAAGCCUUUCCAGGGUUAGGGUCAUCUUCUCUCACUGAGGCCAGACAGGCAGUCCUCUGCUGUACAUGUGUCAGGGCCUCGUAUCAGCUGGUGUACGCAUGCUGCUUGGUUGGUGGCUGCAUGUCUGAGAGAUCUCGGGGUCCAGGUCAGUUGAGACUGCUGGUUCUCCCAUUGAGGUCGCCCUCCUCCUCAGCUUCUUCCAGCUUUUCCCUAAUUGAACCACAGGAGUCCCUGGCUUCUGUCCAUUGGUUGGGUGCUAGUAUCUGCAUGUGACUCUUUCAGCUGCUUGUUGGGUCUCUCAGAGGACAGCCAUGCCAGGCUCCUGACAGUCACCUGUGUGCAGCAGACGUCCUCCAGGCCUUGAAACUGUGGUGUCUUCAGAGGAGCAGACAAGUUGGUGUCGUGUCUUGGUAGAAGGCGGCAGCCGGCCAGAAGGCGUAUAUAUUUACUUUUAAAGCUCUCUUUUAGGUGCGUGUGGCUGGGAAUGUUUGGAGGUCAAAGAGAUGUUUCUCACCGGCUAUCAUGUGGGCCUCAGGUUUGGUGGCAAGUGUCCUCACUUGUUGAGCCGUUUCCGUUGCCCUGGUGACGUGUAAGCCGGGGAAGAAGGAAUGUGGCAAUCUCCGUGUAAGGUUUUAAGACCUCAAGGCUUAGAAGACCUGAGACUGGUGGUUAAUCAGCUCUCCUGGAUACCAAGUUCAUCAAAACACCAUCACAGAAAAUCCAACAUGGGGGUGGCCAGCCAGAGGCAAGUUCUGGGUCGUGGACAUAAAAGAUUUUCUGGCUUCCUUCAGCCCCCCAAGUCCAGGACAUUGGGUUGACAACUCUUCAUAACUUCUUCAGGCUGAAUAUGGGGGUUGAGAUAUCUUGAAGCGGGUGGGGGUAGGGAAAAUGGGGGAGUUGUUUGGUCUUAAGAAGGCCACCCAACGGUUGUUGUAGUCUCUGAUGUCUGUCCUGACUGGAUCCGGCCAAAAGUCCCUGAGAUCGGGAGUUCAAGCAGGCCAGUUCAGCAUGUCUGACAAUGAGACCCAUCAAAGCUGUCCAUUCUGUGAUGUAUAAAUCUGUGGACAUUUAAAGCCACACAGAUCUGGGUCGUCCUCUGCCUCCUUCUUGGUUCUUCUCUGGGAUGGGAUUUUCUAAUGUUAAUAUAUUUAUUUCUUCAAAGCAGCUGUGUCAUGGGUCCCACCGUGACCCAAAAAUACAGGUAGGGAGUGGAAACCAGAAACGUUAGAUGAUCUGCUCAAAGGCACAUGGCUGGCGGGCAAUCAGCCUGGUUUUGGACCCAGAAGUCUACUCCUGAGUUUACGCUCAUAUCCACGGCACCAUGGAGGGUGAGUGUGAUGAUGAAAGUCCCCUGCCCUGCAGAGGUGAGGAGUCAGCCUGCCAGGCUGGUGACAGGGAUUGGGGAUUGGGAGGUGAAGGAGUCAGCCUGCCAGGCUGGUGACAGGGAUUGGGGAGGGGUCAGGUGGAAGAGAAGACUCUAUUCCCAUCCUCACCCUUCCACACACAUACACAGGUGUACACAUAGAUACCACACAUACCACACCACAGCGUAUCACACUCCCCACAUACACCAGAUAUAUGUACACACAUACAUACAUACAAUACACAUACCACAAUAUACAAACAUAGCAUGCAUACCAGAUAUAUCACAUACACUCAUACACACAUACAUACCGCAUACAUACACACACAUACCACACCACAUAUAUACCACACACAUACACACACACACCACACACAUACACACACAUACCACACCACAUACAUACCACACACACACAUAUAUAUACAUAUCACACCACAUACUCACAUACCACACCACAUACAUACCACACACACAUAUAUACACAUACCACACCACACACAUACAGACACAUAUAUACCACACCACAUACACACAUACCACACCACAUACAUACCACACACACAUAUAUACACAUACCACACCACACACAUACAGACACAUAUAUACCACACCACAUACACACAUACCACACCACAUACACACAUACCACACCACAUACAUACCACACACACACACACGACAUACCACAUACAUACCACAUACACACACAUACACACAUACCACAUAUAUACCACACAUACGCUACACAUGUACCACAUCCAUACCACACAUACACAUACACACAUACCACAUACAUACCACACACACACACACACACACACACACACACACACACACACACACACUAUGCUGAUGACUUGGAAACCAUUUAAGGUUGGGGUACACUUGAAGUGAGGUGGCAGAGGCAGAGUGAGAUCCCUUUGUGUCCAUUGACAAGCCGACUUGAUUGUGGGUUCAUUCACAUCUACCCUGCCCUAGAAUCCUGCUAAACGUGGCUCCUAGGCUUCUUCUGGACUGGUCACAUCUGUUUCUCUCCCACCAUGUUUUGAGCAGGGCAUAUGUACCCAUGUUAGCGUUCAGGAUCUCCCCUGGCCUGGGGCAGUUUCUGCUGGUGACCUGCUGCCCUGUGGUCAGGGGCAGUCCAUGUUGGAUAGCUGCCUCUGGCUUCCUCUCUUUCUCCAUCCAGACCCCUUGGGACCAGAGACACUCUUUCAGGUCAGCUCUGGCAUCGUCUCCUUCUCCCAUGCAUACAUCAUUGGUGGUCCUGGGGUGCCACUGUUAACCUCCCACCUUCCAGAAAGUUCAGGGACACUUGGGAAGACCACAAGUACCACACAUUGUCCUAAUCUCCUAAAGUGUGUGUGUGUGUGUGUGUGUGUGUGUGUGUGUGCGCGCGCGCGUGCCGCACAGGUGCGUGUACAUGCAUGUGUACAUGUGUGUUUGCAGGGGGAGUUGUAUGUAAUGCUAAGAGAUAUUUGAAAGCUAUGUCGGACAGAUGCUUUCUGUCCAGCUUCCGAGAUUCAGAGACCAGUUUCCUAGGAUUCCCCUAAAUCUUUUCUCAUGGUUACCAUAGGCACCUUCCAGCCGCUGAUACUCUCUCCCAGGUGUGACAUCGUCUCAGGACAGUCAGGCCCUCCACCAAUCUUGUAUAUUGGUGCAACACCUUCUUGUGGCUGAGCCUCCUCCUCUUCCUGUGGGACCAUUUCCAGCCUCAGCCCUGAAUGGCAGGCGGCUCUGGACUAUUUAGGUCCAUUUCCCAGGUGGGCAGAAUGAGGAUGUCUUGGUGAUGUUCGCAAGUCACAUGGUUGGUGAGUCACUUGGCUGCAGUGUUAGAUUUCUAGGCAGGAGGGUGGGGAGGGAGGUGAGGAUGGGGGAGGAGACAGGAUCUGGACGGAUGCUGCCCGGGAUCUGGAGGGAUGGAAGGGUGAGUGAUCCGAGUUCCUCUGCACCCAGAAAGCCCCACCCCAGUCACAUGCUUUUCCCUGCUGACAUCCUGACACCUUCCCAGUUGAGCAGGAUUGAAUCACUCCUGUUGCCUCCUUUCCAGGGUGCUCCUUUCCUAAGACUUGAUGCCAGGCCCGUUUUUUUUUUUUUUUUUUUUUUUCAGGUAGGCAGGUAGGUCCUUUUGGGGUCUGGCCCUCGUCUAAACAAGAGAAAUUGUUUGCGAAUUCCUCAGAGGCUAUGAAUAGCAUCUGACCUCCUCGCAGAGGUAGGCCAGUCUACAGCAGCGGUGGGGGCAAGAGGGAUGUCCAAUUACACAACAAUUACAACAAUUACAGCGGGCAUUAGCCACGCACCCACUUCCAAAGAGCUUCAAGGACGUUCGAGUUUAUUAGGUUAUCUGACCUCAUAAAAGUCCCACAAAUGGGCGGUGAUGGUUACGAUUAUACCAUUUUAUAGAUUCGAAAAUCAAGGCCUAGGAAAACGUAAGCGACUUGCUCAAAUCCUCCAGCAAGGAGUCAGGAAAUGGGUCUUAGUCUUCCCCCGGCUCUUGAAACCUGUAGGUGUUUUGAACGUGGGACUGACUCCCUCUCUCGGGUGUCUGCAUUCCUAUGAGCUAGGGUGUGUCCGGAGGAGGUGUCUGGCUGUAGACUCAGAGAAUGUUCGAGCACGAGGUCACUCAGAGACAGUGAGUCAGGUAUCUUUAUUUUGAGGUCAGUUUCCUCUUUCACUUCCCCAAACACUUGCUGGGGAGUGACCUCACUUGUUACCCAGUAUGCGUUCACCAGCUCCCUCCGCUGCUGCUGCCACCCUGAGAGGCUUUACACAGUGGCAGGUUUUAGGAAGAGCAUGCGCAGGAGGUCAGCAUUCCUGUCCUGGGAUUACGGCCUUCUGGCCCACUAAUCUCCUAACAAGGGUGUGGUCCCUGCUAGCUUACUGUUGAUAUGACCUCUUCCUGGUGCUCUGACCCAGUUCUUUCCCCCAAGGCUGACCUCCUGGGACCUCUCCUCUACUUAGCAGAAUCUCAGGAGCCUUGCUAAACAUUCAAGGCCUCACCUUCCAGGUCCUGAACUCUCCUGCCUCCCUUGGCUCCUCCCCUCCCCUUCCCUUGAAAUUCUGUCUUCAGACAGCCUGGAGGACUGGCCCAGGCUUGCCUCCUGUUUUCCCAACGCCACAGCCUACUGCUUUAGUAUCCCUAGACCAGAAGAGCCUCUCCCAUGCUCUCUGCCUGUCAGUUUCUGUCAGCCUUUUAAAGCUAUGGCAAACGUCCUUCAUGAAGCCCUGGAUCCUACCGCAGGGAAACACCCUUGCUCCUAUGACAGUGCAGAGCGUCUCGUACCCAGGCCUCUGUACACACAGCACCCUGUCAUGUAGCAGUGGUGUAUAACGCAUCAGGUAUCCCCAGAGCUAUAAAGAUCACAGAAUCUUGCAAUAUCGUUUAUUCUCGAUUGCGUGCAUGUGGGUCACGUCCUCGGUUGAAAGCGUCAGUCCUUCCCUUUGACGGGUACUUUCACGUCACCCUCAGAAAAGCGCCGAGAGAGGCGCGACUCGGAGCUUCCGUUUUGUGAGUGACAAUUGCUGAACACAGAGACUGAGAGGACGUCCCCCUGAGCAGGUUACCUGGCUGUUACUCACGGAGAAACCAGCCAAGGUGCCAGCUGUUCCCCAAGGAAUGCAUUAAAGUUUGGGUGGUCUUUCAAAGAGGACCUAAAGUCAUGGCAAAGGCUCCCCUCCCACCGUCAGGAAGCAAGGCUGAGAGAGCCGGGUCUCCUGUUUCAGCAGGGGCUUUGCCUCAGCCCUCAAGUGUGAAGCCAGUGUUAGCCAGCUGCGGACUCAGCCACACCUAGCCAGCCACCUCUGUAACAUGGAACUGAUACUGUGAGUGAGGAACAACCACUCUGUUCUGGAUCCCAUGUCUUCACUUAACAAAUGAGAGAUUUCCCGCCUCAGCUUCUCUUGGAAACAGGAGAAUCUGGUGACACCGCUUCUGAGGGGGCGAGAGGGCUGGCCAGAGUGGCUCUCCUCAUACUUGCUUAGGCCUUCGUGGGUUUCACUUAGACCUAGUUUUUCUGAGCCAGAAGAAGACAGGAGGAAGGGAAGGAAUAAUAAUAAUAAUAAUAAUAAUAAUGAUGAUGAUGAUGAUGAAGAAGAAGAAGAAGAAGAAGAAGAAGAAGAAGAAGAAGAAGAAGAAGAAGAAGAAGAAGAAGAAGAAUCAGCUCAAGAAGCAGGGGGCUGUAUUUAAAUACCUGAGUUCCCUCAGCUCUAGGAUAUGCAAGUGGGCAGAGAGAAGAAUGAAAAAUGGCUGCACAAUAAACUCUCUGUGCACCUAGCUGGCAUGGGUCAGCUCCUGGUCACACCUCUGUUUGGAACAGAUGGCCAGCUGCCUCUGGUCCUUCGGAAACUUACACAGAGCCGGAUCAGAGGCGGCCCCGAAGUCCUGACAAUUAUAGGAUUCUAACUCUGCCAUUGACGAGCUUCCUCCCCCUUCAGGCAUCCCAGUGCCACCAAGUCCGAGCUGGAAAGUCACCAGCCUUUCUGCGCUUGUUUUGUUGGACUCUCCCAGCAUGAUUCAGCUGAGAGACACUGACUAGAGAAGCUAGUCACUGGCAGCCUGGCCACUCUUGGUGUGCACCCAGGUGUGGUACAGGUCUACCCUACAUCAGUCCCUCUCUCCCACCCACAUCUCCUUGACACCCGAUGUCUUCCAGCCCUUCCUGUUCCACUUCUGUGGAAAGAGUGCUCGAUCUGAGCUUUCAGGGAGGCUGAAACAGCACAGAUACCCAGAGGUCCUUAUGUCUUGGUUUAGGAUGUGGCUUGGACAAACUCUGUGAUGAUUCUUUCUGGCAGCCAGGAUUGAGAAGCAUCAGGACAAGGGUGUAGAGAGGAAGCCUAUUGUGAGACAGCAGGGUUCAGUCUAUGUUGGCUAGAUUUGGAGAAGCGUGGGGCACACACAUCUUUUAGGAGUAGAGGAAGAAAAGGUGUGUAUGGGGGUGGAUAGAACACUGUCCCUGUUCCCACUUCUCCUGUGAGAGUCAGAGGCCAGUCCUGUUGGGCAUCCAGGUAACAGUAUGGGUGGACAGAUGUACCAGGACACAUUGAGGCUCCUAGAUUGUCCCAGAGCUCCAGCUGUCACUGUCAGGGGGACUUCACGUGUUGCAGUCACUGGACGUGCCAGCAUUGGGACCUGCUCUAGAGUGGCUGUGGGCAGCUUGGCACCCAAGAAUACACCAUACAACCUCAGCAAUGACUGUGUGUGGGGGGAGGGGGCUGCAGGGCACCUCCCAGUCACACAGGUCAAUAGGGGCCCCAAUCAUGAAACUGGUCGUAGUAGUGGCAGUGUGGUGAGGUCUGGCAGACAUUUGCCAACCUUCUCUGAAGCUGACUCCCAGCUGGCACAGCCCGGCCAAACACUUCCCCUCCCUCUGCACAUUCACCAGGCAAGCAGAGCCUUCGUACACGUCCCCUCCUGUGUGCCCUUGGUGUGAAUGUUUGUUUUGCUUCCUGUGUGAGCACCCCCCCACUUCUUUUUAAAUCACGUUGUCUCCUAAAUUAGAAAACUUUAAUUGUUAGCAAGAGCUGGGGUCUACUCCUUGCAUGGACAAUAUCACGAAACAUUGGAAAAUAAACAAACUGGAAAAGUUUAAGACAUUUUCAAACCCUUUGUAUCCCAGAGGGCGUCUGGGGCCUGGGGCAGGACAAGGUUCUGCUGGCCUGGGUUUAUGUUGUGUUGGUGACUUAACCCCUGCAGAUGUGAGAAGCCAAACCUUGACAGCAGGGUUGUUUUCACUAAACUUUCCAGGAUUGCAAACUUGAUUUGGGAGACAUUCGCACUGAUUUGCACUGAGGUCUCCAGUGGCUUCAGUCAGCUUCCUCUCCGGGCAGAGUGCAUGCUGGGAAUGGGCCAGUGGCUCUGGUGUUUGACAGCUGUUGUAAACCAUGCUGUCCUCCAGAGUUGUUCUAGAGGGCUGAGGGAGGAGAGGGAGCCGGGGAGGGGGUGGUGUGUGAGAACAUUUUCCCAUCUUACUGAAAUGUGAAUCUAACGGAAUGAUAGUAAGGUCAUGGCCUUUA